AUGCCGAUGGAGGACCUCGCCAAGGGCGACGGGUUGGCUUCGCCGAUCGAGCGCCAACCAGCGGAGUUGUGCUUGCGUGUGCCGCGUAGGCUCGAGCUGAAGCAGCUCGCGGAGCUCGGCCUCAUGCCGGAGAAGGAGGCGCGGCCGCUGUUGUGGACGCUGAUGAGCGCGGGCUUCGCGUCGCUGCAAGAGGCGCCGCCGGUGCCACGGUCGGUGGAUCACAACCCGCGCACCACCUGCUACCUGUGGUACGUCGACCUGCCGCGCGCCUACCGCGCGCUCGAGGCGCAGCUUCUGCAGACGCACGCCCGCCUCGCGACGAUGCUCGAGGCGGAGCAGAGCAAAGCGGGCGAGCAGCCAACCUCCUCGCCCCCGCCGCCCACCCGCCGCUCGGCGAUGAUCGAGGCACGACCGCGAGGGGCGGCGCUGCUGCGGACGAGCGAGACGCUGAUGCUGGUGAGGUAUGUCUAG
This is a messenger RNA of Emiliania huxleyi CCMP1516, 471 nucleotides long. RefSeq lists its product as hypothetical. Gene Ontology annotation, cellular component: RNA polymerase III complex. Gene Ontology annotation, molecular function: single-stranded DNA binding. The record is from RefSeq and is a predicted model, not a curated record. NCBI's taxonomy places the organism in Eukaryota, Haptophyta, Isochrysidales, Noelaerhabdaceae. Bases 1 to 471 code for a protein of 156 amino acids. The transcript has 4 exons.